Molecule: messenger RNA, 4146 nt
Organism: Geodia barretti
Lineage: Eukaryota; Metazoa; Porifera; Demospongiae; Tetractinellida; Geodiidae
Source: the annotation of a GenBank genome assembly
AAACACAAAUUGGGUGCGGGAUGAUGGCCUGCGGUGGAGUGCGACUCUGCUGUCUGCUGCUAACUCUAGUCACGAAGGCUCUCUCCUGCGGUGGAGGAGACCUCGUGGACUGCGCUCAGACAAGUACCCAGGACUGCCUCUGUCUCCGCGUAACCUCGACAUCAGGCGACAGUGUCGUCCCUACUAGAACCUGCACCAGCUCCCCCGUGGAGAUCGACUAUGGAAACAAUGCAGUACGGGAGGUAGAGGCGGGUGUGUUCCGCUACUUCCCCCAACUCAUCUCUCUGAACUUGUCGUCAAACUCUCCACCAGAGCUGGUCCUCAAUUCCCAGUCCUUUCUCGGACUGGACAGUCUAACUUCCCUGGACCUCAGAAGUGAUGGGCUUAGUGAUCUUCCAGACUGUCUCUUCACACCACUUCCAUCACUAGAGACACUUUACUUACAGAGCAACAAUCUCAGCCAGCUGAACGUCGAUGCCUUCGGAGAAAACAUGGCCAACCUAACCACACUGUAUCUGGACCACAACAGAUUGACUGAGCUUCCACCAGACCUUUUGGACCAUUUGCCAGCACUCACUUCAAUAUCUCUGAGCUCUAACGUGUGGGACUGCUCCAGUCCCAAUGUGGCCGUUCUCGUGAACCUGGUCCACUCCGGAUUGGUAUGGAACGGAGACCAGCUGAGGUGUGACAACUCCACCCUCGUCUCCGAUAUCUCCAUCCCAGAUGAACCAUCACCUACUCCAUCCCCCACCCCAUCUGUGACUCCAACUCCACUGCCAACUACCCCAACAGUCCAUCACACCCCGACCCCUACUCCUCAAUUACCCAGAGUAUGCAGCCGACUGGAGAACUCGGGGUCAGAGUUCGGAUUCUUUGACUGGCCCGAAACUGCCGCAGGAGAGAGAGUCGAGAGAGCCUGUCCCCACGGACCGGAAGGGGGCGUGGCCAGCAGGGAGUGUGGGGAGAUGGGGGAGUGGGGAGCUGUGGAGGGUGGAGGGUGUGCAGCAGUCUCACAGACCACACUGGAACUUGUAGCUAUCUCACAGAGUGACAUCACGGUGGCGAAUGUUGAGUCCGUGUCGUCGUCUCUCUCUGCUGCCCUCUCCCCUCCCUCUCCCUCCCUCUCCACUGAUGAGGUGGAGGUGGUACUCGAUGUCUUGGAGACACUCAUCUUCUUUCCCAUGGCCAGUCUCAAUGUAUUGAACAACAGUCUCCAGGCUGUGGACCAUCUACUCAGCAGUAGUGGAGACUCACUCCUCACUGCUGGCUCCAGUGUAGCUAACAGGCUCAGAGAUGUCAUAGACUCUGCUCUGCUUUCGUUUCUCUCUGCAAAUGACACACGUCUGGUUCUCACCUUCUCUCACCUUGCCUUGGGGGGCGUGUACCUCACUGGAACUAACCACACCCACAUUGUGGCCGUCAUAGCAACGGGAGACGAUGGAGAUGGGAGACUGGUGAUAGGGGAAGAGGGAGGAGGUGGAGAUGUGGAGGUUGUGAUAGAUGGGGACCUCGAGGGCCCCAUACAAGUGACGGUGUAUAAUGAUGCAGACAUCUUCAACACAACCACCUGUGGUGAAAAUGAAGGUCUCGAGGGGGAUAAUGACCUUGCCCCUGUAAUCAGUGUGUCAGAUGAACCAACCACUGGCUCGGAAUCUGUCACUAUCACCUACAACACAGUAGGCAAAAGAAACUCUGUACUAGUAGAGUAGUCCUAGGAAAACAAGUGAGAGCGUUUCAUUUUUGUAUUUUGAGGUGUGAAAAACCAUCUAUACAAGAGUUUGCGAGCAUGGAAUAUUAUAGCGAUAUGGACCCCAUGAAAUUAAACUUUUUCUUUAUCUUCACAAAGGUUUAUCAAUUUAUGCCACUGUAAUCAGUGUGUUGCAACAAAAGAUUUCCAGUUUUCUGUCUUUUUUUCUUGAAAGUUUCCUGCCAUAUUAUAGUACUGGUGUGUUUUUUCCCGUAGAAAUCUCUUUUUUUUUUAGGUAGAUCUAUUAAUUCGGUGUACGUGUUGUUGUCCCCAGGUAAGAGAUGAAGGUAGGGGUGGUGAAGUGGUGUGUGUGAGGUGGAACAGUAGUCUCAACUGUGGCAGUGGUGGCUGGCAGAGCACUGGCUGUAGGCUGAGUGGCGACACCUCUGGCUCCCAGCUCAUCUGUGUCUGCACUGACUCUGGGACCUUCGGUGUUCUAGAUAUCCCAGGGACAGCGGUAGAACCAGGCGGUGACAAGACACUGGGAGUGGUGGAGAUGGUGUUCUACUGCUCAUGUGGCCUGGGAGCUCUUCUCCAUCUACCUGUCAUCCUGGCGGUGCUCUUUAGCAGGUCACUGCGUAGUCUACCUCUAAAGCAGUGCCUGGCAAAUGGAGGCACCUCCCAGUUCCUCUCUCUCCUGGUGACUGCAGCCUCCUACCACCCUCACCUGCCUACCCAGCUCUGCUACUCACUGGCUGUUCUCCAACACUACACAGCUCUGGUGACUCUGUUCUGGCUGGCUGUCUACCCCGUCCUAGCCUCACUCAAGGUCUUCAGGAGAACUUGGUUUGAGAGAUGGUGGCUGCUUAUACCUGUGGCGGUGGCUGGCUGGGUGUUGCCAGCGGUUAUUGUUGGUGGAGUGGCUGGAUCAAGAUAUGGAGGAUUCCCUGAGUCUCCCGACAUAUGUUGGCUGGAGGGCGAUGUUUUCCCAAACUACUUCACGUUCAUAUCCGGUCUAGCAGUGGUCGUCACGCUCUUCCUCUCCCUCCUCUCUCUCGUCGUCCUCUGCUGCAGUGACUACGACCUAGACCUGCCAGUCUACCUCCGUAUCGCCUCCAACCAAACCACUGCUCUCCUGUACUCCUUCACUCUAGUCUCCGUCUACCUCACAGCUGACUCCGUGCAUAUCACGGGGCGCUACCAACUAGACACUGACAAACUAUUGAUCGUGGUCGGAGUUCUCGCUGUCCUGACUGGACUCUACUUCCUAUUGGCAAACGGCUGUGCCAACACUCGCAUCCGCAGCGCCCUGUGCUGUAGAGAAGACCCUGUUCUAAAGAGAAAGGUGGCACACUAUUACGAUGAUCAAGAUAGCGACACACUCGGCAGUCAGGCUUCUAGUCGUACCUCCGAACAUCGUUACCAUCGACGACACGGAGCUCGACUCAUGGACGAGAUGAACCUCAACUAUGUGGAUAAUUACCUUGGUUACAAUGGGGUUCUCCCCUCGUCUCCCGUCCCACUCGACGUCCUGGGACAGGUUGAUGUACGAGGUGGGCGGGGCCAGAGGAGGGUGAAAGAGAGACGGAGUGGGGAGCAGAUUGGGGGACCCACAGGGUUCAGACAGGUCGGAGUAAGCAUACCUCACACCACUUCAAUGACAUAAGCCAUGCAUUUUCGCACUCCACAUCAUUAUUCUUGAUUUAAUGUUGUUUUCAUAUUUUUGUUAUAAUCUGUUUGCAUUUUUGUGUUUCAGUAAAUAGCUUGAGAAAUGUCAUGAUUAGGAGAUUUGACAUCAAAAAGUAUCCACAAUUGUUGCCUAGAGUUCAACUGCUCCCUUUUCCACUUCGUUUUCCACGGGGAGAUUUAGGGGUGGCGACCCCCUGGGGGGAUUUAUGAGCAGAGGAGGUCUGGGAAUAGGCAGAGGAGGAUGAAUAGGUGGCUUGCGAUAUUCGAUUCAUGAAGUAGAGUGCCAGCAGUGAGAAAAUGAGGCUGGUGGAGGCAGAAACUCUGUGGACAAGACCUGACACAAACACAGACACAACCAGACAAACUGCCACUGCAAGGAGAUAGAGAGACAACACAUCUCUAAGGACACCCCUGACACGAGGACACCCCUCUAACCCUAGCUUUCUUUUCAAACUCAGCCUAGGCAUACGUACUGAGAUUACAGACUCACCUUCAGGGACAAUCUUGACCUGGUACGUCCUGCCAAACAACAUAGUGAACCCAUUUCCAACUGCGGUGAGGAAGAAGAUGAAGAAGAUGGAGCCGAUGAACCCUCCGAGAAUUGUGGUGCUCCUUUCCGCCGCCAGAGGCUCGCGGAAAACUUGCAUCGCGGCAAACGUCAGCAGAGACAGCGCUGCCGCACACACGCACGAGUAGUUGGACGGUAGAGCCAUUGUCUCUAGACUAGACAACCACACAAUCCACGCGGGGGUGAAAGGUCAUAUAUCAGC